This is a messenger RNA of Schistocerca americana (American grasshopper), 396 nucleotides long. RefSeq lists its product as uncharacterized. Lineage: Eukaryota; Metazoa; Arthropoda; Insecta; Orthoptera; Acrididae. The record is from RefSeq and is a predicted model, not a curated record. The coding region runs from base 1 to 396 and encodes 131 amino acids. The transcript has 3 exons.
AUGGAUAAGCCGGACUUGUACAACCUCGGGUGUGCUCCCCUCACGCUGCUGGCCGCCAAACAGGUUGACGAGCUGUGGCCGGUCCUCACGUGGCCGAGGCAGCCGCUGCCGGUGCUCGACAUUGGCUGCGGGCCCGGUGACGUCGCCAGGAAGAUUUUAGCUCCGCGGCUGCCACCGGGUACGAAGCUGGUGGCCUGCGACAUCAGCACAAAGAUGCUGGAGUUCUGCAGGCAGCACAACGCACUGCCGGGCACCAUCACGUACAAGCAGCUGGACGUGGUUCAGCCCGACCUGGAGAACUCCGCCGUGUGGCAGUACGCGCCCUUCGGCAAGGUGUUCUGUCUGCUGCUGCUGCAUUGGGUGCCCGACAACAGGUUUUUAGUAUUAUUGUUGUAA